AUGCAGCGUAGACCCUCCGUGUUCGUUUACCUCGCAGUCGGCAUAUUCCUUCAAGUUCUGAACCCAGUCUCGCCCUCUGGGCACUCCGAGGCCAAGGUUCUCAUCCUGUCCAAGAAUGCAUUCUUUGAAGCAUCUCGGGACGUGCUCGUGAUCCGACCUCAGGAUGCGUCAGCGUUGAAUCUUACAGCGUCCAUUCGCCGGUACAUGCACUGGAGUCAAGAGACAAGGGUCCAAGUCCAUCUCGACGGAGCUCGUUUGCACUUGUGUGAAGAUUAUCCGUGUGACGUUCCGAUUGAGAAUGUCGCUGCCGGCCAUCACAAGAUCACCGUCACACUGUGCAGUGGCGCAGAGGAAACUUGCGGGCCGGUCGUCGGAGAAAGCGCCUUCAUAGUGAAGCACUCUGACGUUGACGUUGACCUCUUAGAGAUUCUAGACGGUCGACGACAGGCCUCAGCCAACAGCCUCUCUCACGUUGAUACGAGCACUUCAGUGCCGUUGACACAGAUCGAGCUCUUGGAGUAUCAGGAUUAUGUAGCAAGACACAUAAUUUCACCGUCGGAGGUCGAGAGCGUCGAUGGGUGCCAUGCGUCCUCGGUCUGUGGAGUAUGGCAUUAUUCCACGAGAGAGGAGGGCAAGGGCAAAAUUCAGUGUACAGAUCUCUGUACAGAUACAAGAUACCUUCCUGACGAGCAAGUCCUGGCUCAGAGUGUAGCUAAAGUGCAGGAGGAAUCCGCUGAGGUCUACAAGGACAUGUUUGAGUCUCAAUUCCCCCAGCAUGCUGAUCCGUGGGACGUACGACCGUCUGCUUCCCCGAUGUCAGGCUUCGGAGUGACCAUGGUGUAUGCAGCUCACAAUCUUGCGAAAGCCUUUGCGACAGGAGGAAUCUUCACUGCACCUAACGGGAGCAUGGCGACUUGGACUUCCUCCAAGUUCUGUGGAGAUGACAGGAGCUUGUCCUGCUACUUUCUCAGAGUCACAAACGUCUCCUUCAGAGUUGUUGACGACGAUAACAAGCCUGCAAUGCUCGCGGCUGAGCGUGAAGGCACGUGGUCAGGUGUUGAUGGAAUUAUGCAUGACUUCUCGACACCGAAAUACGCUCACAAGGGAUCAUUCUGGCUCCAGAUGGAUGCCGCAUUUCGAGAACUUCCUGAGGGAAGCGAGAGCGAUGAAAGAGUUGUGUCCAACAUCUUCCUUGCUACUGAUGAUGUCGAAACGGUGGAAAAGUGCCAUGCGUUACAAGACUUUGAAUGCUUCUCUCUGCCGAUUGACAGGAAAAUUUACGACGUCGGAGCAUCGCAGGCUCCUGAACACAAUCCUGCCGAGUCUCAGUAUGACAUGUGGGUGGAAAGAAGGAUCGAGCGGGGAGAGCUUGACGGCAGCGCUACCGCCCUACACGCCAUUGCAGAGAUCGACACCUUGUCUCAGGUGCGCCAGAGAUCAUGUGAGCAGCAAGAAUGA
Guillardia theta CCMP2712 is the source of this 1458-nucleotide messenger RNA. RefSeq lists its product as hypothetical. The record is from RefSeq and is a predicted model, not a curated record. The coding region runs from base 1 to 1458 and encodes 485 amino acids. NCBI's taxonomy places the organism in Eukaryota, Cryptophyceae, Pyrenomonadales, Geminigeraceae. The transcript has 10 exons.